AUGCAGUCCUCUGUUGCUCUCCUCGUCGCGGCCUCUGCCUCUAUGGGUGCUGCCUGGAGCAUCACCGCAUACAGCGACGCCCACUGCACCGAUAGCACUGGGUUUCAUCUCGGCCAGGAGGGCACUAUCGGCUGCGUCGGCAUCUCGAGCAACGAGACCAUCAAAUCCAUCGGCGUUACCGAUAUGUCUAAUGACCUGAUUUUCCAGGGGUCCAGUGGCUUUUCUUGCAACAACUUCCAUCAAACUGGUGGUAAUGGCUGCUACACUCAGGGCCAGCAUUUCCAGUCGUUCACUGUGAACCAAAAGUAG
Messenger RNA from Penicillium alfredii, 309 nucleotides. RefSeq lists its product as uncharacterized. The transcript has a single exon. The record is from RefSeq and is a predicted model, not a curated record. NCBI's taxonomy places the organism in Eukaryota, Fungi, Ascomycota, Eurotiomycetes, Eurotiales, Aspergillaceae. The coding region runs from base 1 to 309 and encodes 102 amino acids.